This is a messenger RNA of Danio rerio (zebrafish), 1199 nucleotides long. The record is from RefSeq and is a predicted model, not a curated record. Lineage: Eukaryota; Metazoa; Chordata; Actinopteri; Cypriniformes; Danionidae.
AUGAAUACCAUUUCGAGACGCGAUGCAGUGAUGUUCUUCAUGGCCUGCAUGGUCUGGACGAGAUGUUCAGCAGCACCAAUGCAGUGCCACUUCAACUCUCAAGCAACAGCUUUGUGCGAGUAUGAUGGGAAGCAGUACUCAAUGGGGGAGAGCUGGAUGGAGGAGGGAUGUGUUCAUUGCACCUGUCUGCACCCUGUCGGCGUGGGAUGCUGCGAAACUGUCCAUCGGCCUGUGGAUUUUCCCCCAUGGUGCGAGGUUCGAGUCGAGUCUCUGACGUGUCAGGUCACGCUAGUCAUGACCGCCGACCCUCGCCUGCCCUGCGUUCCUGGAGAAGACAACAAUGUUGACCCGAGACACGGAGCACUCAACAUCAACCUGGGAGUCUAGCAUGGAAGACGACUUUAUUCACAAAACAUGUCUGCAUCUGAGAUAAUACUCCGACCUAUAGCAUCUGUAUUCUGAAAGCAUAACCAUUGAAGUACUGGAAGCAAGAAACUGGUCUGACAAGUAGAAAGUAGGGAAGAAAAGCUGGCUUUUUUAAUUUUCUAACAUUGCAUUAGAAUGAAAAAUAGCUCAGAAAUGGUUAUGCAUUGUGUAUUGAUGUGCGUUUAUUCUACCAUGUAUCUUUUUAUUGAAUCACUAUAUCUAUCAGUGUAUUAAAACUGCAUUGCAGUGUCUUUCAAUUCAUUGCCUCAACAGUCAUGAUGUAUUAAAGCUCUGAGAAUAAAAGCAAGUAGAAUUUGGUUUGACCAUUACAUUUGAACAUGUUUUUACUUUUUAAAAUGAAAACGUUUUGUUUCUUAAUCAUGUAUGCACUAUUGUAAAUAAUCAGCUACAGGCCUAGUAAUAUAUACCAUCUAAUAUUUUGAAUGUUUACUCCUAAUAAAAAAUAUGUAAAAAAAAAAAUCUUUAUUUUCAUUGCUUUUUUUUAAAUAAUUUUUUUUUAAAGUGACAAGGGUUUCAUUAAAUCUUCAGCUGCAAUAAUAACUCUUUACAGACUUUAUUCAGUUUUCUUUUGCAUGUAGAGAAAUGUACAAAAUAGCUUGCAAUAGAGGAACUGAAAUAUAAUAGAAACCGUCUUUUGGAGCAUACAUUGCAAUAUUGACAAUAAAUACAGAACAUUUGUUAACAUUACAAGAGGUAAAGCAGACUCUUGGUCAAGUCUGAAAUGUUAAAGUAGCUUAAAUAAAGAAUGAUUU